UUCCAGGGUGCCGGGUAGCAUCACGUCAUCCGAACUCACGAGAUGCAUUUAUCAAGAUCCGCAUUAUACGCUUUUCGGCUCUCACUCAACCAGAGUGGCAGUGCACCAGUGUACCGUAGCGGUGGUGUAGAUCGUAAGACGGUCCGUUCAGCUCUCUUGCUAGCUACAGCGGGUCUGUCCCUCAGCUCAUUUUCUCUGAAACAAAUGCUGUCAUCCCCUGCCCAACAGCGUCGCCUUCGUAGGAUCAAUUCGAGUAUAAACUAAAGAAAACCCAGCCACGCACAGACAAGGAGAACAUAAAUUGAUAAUAAAAAAAAAAGGAUAGGAAAAAACUUUGAAUGCGCUCAAAGGAAAAAAUAUUGUACAUAGGUGUAGCAACGAGUUUUGAAAAUUAUUAGGUAUUGGUAUACGUCUCAGUGAAAAUUGGAAUCUCGAUUAUGAGACAUGAGGCGUAAACAGAAAAUGGAACAAAAACAACCUAACUGCAUAUGAUAGACAUGAUUAUUGUAAUUGUCUACACAACCAUUUCAUGAUUUGAAGGUAUCGACAAAAAAAAUUCCCCUUCGUUUUAUGAUAACGAUUUAGUCUAAUUCACAAGGAUGAGAUACUGCUGCAUAGAAUCACGUUGAAUUUCGUUUCGAAAGCGGUAUUUGAAAGAUGAGGAAAAUAUGCGAUACGAGCAAAUUUAGUUACAUCGAAUUCAGUACUUGGUUUAGGAUGCACAUGACUAUACUAGGGUACUUCUAGCUCCAAAGUAUGACUUAAAUUAACUAGACUGAAACAAGCUGUUACCAUGAAAUUGAUUAAGGAAAUUUGAUAAUCAGCAAAUUUAGUAGACUAACUGAGGCGUGGUCAGUUUAUUGGGAAAUAAACCUGAUUUCUUAUUGCGCGAAAACUGAUCGCCUUUUUGAAUGUUGUGAAUGUACAUUUAUGUUAAAAAAAAUUUCUUCAAUAUUACUAAAAAUUGUAUAAGCAUCACGAUGAAUGUGAUUAAUUAAGCAUUGGUCUGUCAUGCGAGGAUCGUCAAAUGUGCAUAAUUCUUUGGAAAAUUAAAAACAGCGAAAACAUACAAGACAA
This is a messenger RNA of Athalia rosae (coleseed sawfly), 1077 nucleotides long. RefSeq lists its product as uncharacterized. The transcript has 2 exons. The coding region runs from base 43 to 264 and encodes 73 amino acids. Lineage: Eukaryota; Metazoa; Arthropoda; Insecta; Hymenoptera; Athaliidae. The record is from RefSeq and is a predicted model, not a curated record.